Drosophila subobscura is the source of this 1551-nucleotide messenger RNA. RefSeq lists its product as uncharacterized. NCBI's taxonomy places the organism in Eukaryota, Metazoa, Arthropoda, Insecta, Diptera, Drosophilidae. The record is from RefSeq and is a predicted model, not a curated record. Bases 115 to 1191 code for a protein of 358 amino acids. The transcript is spliced from 4 exons.
ACUCUACUGCAAAGUGCAUGACGAUGUGCUAUUAAAACAGCUGUCACUGUGUGUGUGUCGGACUUGGAUUUGACGAAUAAUAAUUGCUGAUUCUGUGCAAUAAAAACAAACGAAAUGGAGCAUCAUACAUACGCCAAAAGUGGUUUGAAAAUAUGGACCAUUGAGCAGAAGCGCAGCCUAGUGAAAAAGCGCAUUAAUGCUGAUUAUUUGUUCAAUAAACCCUCUCUGAGGGGGGAUCGGCCAUGGAAGACUUUUAAGGAAAUGGCCCAGAUUGGUGACUUUAGCGAGCAUGCCCUGCGCCAGCAAUGGCAAGCCCUGGUCUAUGCCUAUCGCACUGAGAAGGAGGGCAUCAGUUCGCCCAUCAACGACCUGGUGAUCAAAUCACUCAACAAGAAGUGGGAGUUCUUUGGCGAAAUACACAGAUUCAUGAUCAAGAAGAAUGACCAUCAUUCGUAUGCGCAAAAGGAACCGAAUGAGCGCCUGGUGGAGCCGAUACUGCGUUGCCCUGAAGCCACCAAAGUUGUGGCAAAAGCACAAUCAACAGCUGAGAAUAAUGCUGAAAACUCAUCGGACGACGAUGGACUGGAGGUAAUAACACCUGAACCUUACCCUGCUGCACUGAAAAAGAUGUUCGAAGACGAUCCAUGGCACCCUGUCCCUACUACACUGGAAAAGGUGUUGAUUGUCGAUCCACGUGAACCUCACCCAAAGACACCGAAAAAGGUGUACCCAAAGGAACAGAACGACAAGAAGGAGGCUGACGAGAUCGAGGAGAAUUGCCCAGUCCUAAAGAGGAUUGAGUCGGAGAACUAUGGGAAAGUAACCACACACGGUCAUCCGAUUCCUAAAUAUCGAUAUGUCUGGGUUCAGUAUGGUGGGCCGGUCGAGGACAACCAAACCGAAAAUGUCAACAACUCUGCUCAACCCAAAGCUCGUAAAUCUCACAAGCGUCGGGCUGGAAAGGUACUUAGCGAGAAGGAUAAGUACUACAGACAUCGUCGUCGCUUCGAGCAACGACUUGAGAAACGCCUGAAAGGUUUUGGCAAGGCUGUGAGUGUCAUUUUGAAUCACGUGGCCACCAAUUUAGGGGCUCAGACCGAGAUGCCGGAUCUGGGGACGUUAUUUGACUCUGAUUCGAUGCCAUCGAGCAGCAGUGACAGCAGCGCUGACGAGGACUCCGAACAGAACUAAACACACAAAAAACAGAAACAGGUUACAGGGCGGGUGAUCUUUAAGUGAGGAAGAAUGAAAGGAGAGGAGUGGAGCCCAAGGCAAAGCCAAAGAAGCUAACACUAAAACAGGGUCCACGUUUUUGUUACACCAAAAUUUGGUGGCUCUAGCUCUUAUAGUCUCUGAAAACUAGCCGACAAACAAGACGGACGGACAGACAGACAUGGCUCAAUCGACUCGGCUAUUGAUGCUGAUCAAGAAGAUAUAUACUUUAUACCCUAUUUACUCUUCGAGUACCGGGUAUAAAAAGGAAGGGAAAAGACUAUGUCUCGUAACAACUAAAAACGAUUUCGAAAUUUAAGAGUGUCUAUUAGGAAAAGA